Callorhinchus milii (elephant shark) is the source of this 1795-nucleotide messenger RNA. Its product is annotated as suppressor of tumorigenicity 7 protein homolog. Bases 38 to 1552 code for a protein of 504 amino acids. Gene Ontology annotation, molecular function: protein binding. The transcript has 15 exons. The record is from RefSeq and is a predicted model, not a curated record. NCBI's taxonomy places the organism in Eukaryota, Metazoa, Chordata, Chondrichthyes, Chimaeriformes, Callorhinchidae.
CGGCCCGGGGGCCGGGGCAGGCCCGCUGACGGUGACCAUGUUCCUGAACACACUGACUCCGAAAUUCUAUGUGGCCCUUACAGGGACCUCCUCACUCAUAUCAGGACUAAUAUUAAUAUUUGAAUGGUGGUACUUUCGAAAGUAUGGCACCUCCUUCAUCGAGCAAGUCUCAGUGAGUCACCUGCGACCCCUGCUUGGAGGCGUGGAUAACACAUCAUCAGCCGUUAACUUCUCCACCAGCAAUGGUGAGGCUGAUUCCAGCAGGCAGAGUGUCUCAGAAUGUAAAGUGUGGAGAAACCCGCUCAAUCUCUUCCGAGGAGCAGAGUACAGCAGGUACACAUGGGUGACAGGCAGAGAGCCCCUGACCUAUUAUGACAUGAAUCUGUCCGCACAGGAUCAUCAGACUUUCUUCACAUGUGAUACGGAUCAGCUCAGACCUGCCGACAUCGUGAUGCAGAAGGCCUGGCGAGAGAGGAACCCACAAGCCAGAAUCAAAGCUGCUUAUCAAGCCUUAGAACUAAACAAUGAGUGUGCCACAGCAUAUGUUCUGCUCGCUGAGGAGGAGACAACUACAAUUGUUGAAGCCGAGAAACUAUUUAAACAGGCCCUCAAAGUGGGAGACGUAUGCUACAAACGCAGCCAACAAUCCCAGCAUCACAGUGCCCAGCUGGAGGCACAGCACAGACGGGACACCAACGUGUUAGUUUAUAUUAAGCGAAGACUGGCCAUGUGCGCACGGAAACUGGGACGAGUGCGAGAAGCCGUCAAGCUUAUGCGAGAUUUAAUGAAAGAGUUCCCUCUGCUCAGUAUGCUGAACAUACAUGAAAAUCUAUUGGAAGCUCUGCUGGAGUUACAGGCCUACGCUGAUGUUCAGGUGGUGCUCGCCAAAUACGAUGAUAUUAGUUUGCCAAAAUCAGCAACAAUAUGUUACACAGCAGCACUACUGAAAGCAAGAGCUGUAUCAGACAAAUUCUCCCCCGAGUCAGCGUCCAGGCGAGGACUCAGUACAGCGGAAAUGAACGCUGUGGAAGCCAUACACAGAGCAGUGGAGUUCAACCCACAUGUGCCAAAGUAUUUACUGGAAAUGAAGAGUGUUAUCUUGCCUCCGGAACACAUCCUGAAGCGAGGAGACAGUGAGGCCAUCGCGUAUGCUUUCUUUCAUCUCCAACACUGGAAGAGGGUAGAAGGUGUCCUUAACCUAUUGCAUUGCACGUGGGAAGGCACUUUCCGAAUGAUCCCUUAUCCCCUGGAGAAAGGCCACCUUUUCUACCCGUAUCCCAGCUGCACUGAGACAGCCGACAGGGAACUGCUGCCAUCUUUUCACGAAGUUUCAGUUUACCCAAAGAAGGAGCUGCCGUUCUUCAUCCUGUUCACGGCAGGGCUAUGCUCAUUCACAGCAAUGCUCGCUCUCCUCACUCACCAGUUUCCUGAGCUCAUGGGGGUCUUUGCUAAAGCUUUCUUCAGCACCCUCUUUGCACCCUUCAGCUUUGUGAUGGAGAAGAUUGAGAGUGUCCUUCCCUCCAGCCUCUGGCACCAGUUGACACGAAUCUGACACGAACAAUUCACAGAAAACAGACCAAACUGGCUUCUCUUCUCUUCCCCCACCCCCCCACCACCCAGCUCUCAGCUAGUCAGGGGACACAGACACCUAGGCCAUUGAGGGGGGAGCGAGGGGAGAGCAGCGCAGCACAUACCCCCACCACAACAGCCCGUUCAAAAUAAAUAAAAUGUUUGUUCCCGAGGGAAGAUGUGGAUCAAAACUGAACUGAAAACAUUAAAGUGGAAUUUUAAGCAA